Molecule: messenger RNA, 10704 nt
Organism: Pipistrellus kuhlii (Kuhl's pipistrelle)
Lineage: Eukaryota; Metazoa; Chordata; Mammalia; Chiroptera; Vespertilionidae
Gene: ST8SIA3
Product: ST8 alpha-N-acetyl-neuraminide alpha-2,8-sialyltransferase 3
Exons: 4
Coding region: 840-1982 (380 amino acids)
Biological process (GO): N-glycan processing; oligosaccharide metabolic process
Molecular function (GO): alpha-N-acetylneuraminate alpha-2,8-sialyltransferase activity
Source: RefSeq, a predicted model, not a curated record
CUUACUCACAAGGCAGGUUGGGCCAGCUGGUUAGGAUUUCCUUGCUGGGGAGCUGGGGGGAGUGAUUCCUGGGGGGUCUAGGUCAGUGCCUCUGUGGUGAGAGAGAAGUUUCUAAAUGUCUGCCUUCCUGAAACUACUCUCCCUGCAACUCAGAAGCACCCAGCUGGUGUGUAUCCUCCAGAAUAGCAAAUCCAGUGUUUGUCUCCCAUUCUCUGAUAUAUUUAUAAAGUAAUGGAUGGUCCAUUAGCUAAGUUCAGGCCUCUGUCUCUCUACAGCCCCCUCUUCACUGGCACCCCUCAGCAGGAGGUUGUUGACACGGGCUGCAGCCUUCCAGCCUCAAUUCCCCUCCCUUCGCCACCUCCCCCACUCUUCUCCCUCUCCCGCUCCUCCCCAGGUUAUUUGGGAGAUUAGAGUUCAUUAAUUAAAUCCUGUGCUUAGAUCGAACUGUAACAUUAUUCCAAUCACAUUUAUCUUGCAGGCGGCGGCGGAGGAGAUGGCAGCCUCGCUGGAAACGCGCGGGGGAGCUUGAGCCCGCAGCCAGACGCACAGCGCUGCGCACUCCCUCUCAGCGGCACACGCAGACCCUCCAUCUUCCUGCUCAGCUUCCCCGCCUGCUCACCACAGCCUUGAGGGUCCCACUUCUCUCUGGGGUCCCGGCCCACCCCCAUACCUCCCCUCCUGCCUCUGUGGCUCCCUGACCCGGUCCCCUCCCCCCCAAACCCCGCCACACACGCUAACACGCGCGCGAGAACACACACGCCAGACACGCCAGCGAGCUGCUGGCUGCUCAAUGGACCGAUUUCCCCGCUGUUCCUGAUCCCAGCCCAGCCCAGCCCGGGAUGAGAAAUUGCAAAAUGGCCCGGGUCGCCAGUGUGCUGGGGCUGGUCAUGCUCAGUGUUGCCCUGCUGAUUUUAUCGCUCAUCAGCUACGUGUCCCUGAAAAAGGAGAACAUCUUCACCACUUCCAAGUACGCCAGCCCGGGGGCGCCCCGAAUGUACAUGCUCCACGCGGGAUUCCGGUCACAAUUUGCGCUGAAGUUUCUAAAUCCGUCAUUUGUGCCCAUUACGAAUUCUCUGGCCCACGAACUUCAAGACAAACCUUCUAAGUGGACAUUUAAUCGGACAGCGUUUUUACAUCAAAGGCAAGAAAUUCUUCAGCAUGUCGAUGUAAUAAAAAAUUUUUCUUUGACCAAGAAUAGUGUUCGGAUCGGACAACUGAUGCACUAUGAUUAUUCCAACCAUAAAUAUGUUUUCUCUAUUAGCAAUAACUUCCGAUCACUGCUUCCAGAUGUGUCACCCAUUGUGAAUAAGCAUUAUAAUGUCUGUGCUGUGGUUGGAAAUAGUGGGAUCCUGACAGGGAGCCGGUGUGGACAAGAAAUAGAUAAGUCAGAUUUUGUUUUUCGUUGCAAUUUCGCCCCUACGGAGGCAUUCCAAAGAGAUGUUGGAAGGAAAACCAACCUUACCACCUUCAAUCCCAGCAUCCUGGAAAAAUAUUACAACAAUCUUUUGACCAUUCAGGACCGUAACAACUUUUUCCUCAGUUUAAAAAAGCUUGAUGGGGCAAUUCUUUGGAUCCCUGCAUUUUUCUUCCACACUUCAGCAACUGUUACCAGGACAUUAGUUGACUUUUUUGUUGAACACAGAGGUCAGUUAAAAGUCCAAUUGGCUUGGCCUGGGAAUAUAAUGCAACAUGUCAACAGGUACUGGAAAAACAAACAUUUGUCGCCCAAACGGCUGAGCACUGGUAUUCUUAUGUACACCCUAGCAUCAGCAAUAUGUGAAGAGAUCCACUUGUAUGGAUUUUGGCCUUUUGGAUUUGACCCCAACACAAAGGAAGAUCUUCCAUACCAUUACUAUGACAAAAAAGGAACUAAAUUUACCACCAAGUGGCAGGAGUCCCACCAGCUGCCUGCUGAGUUUCAGCUGCUGUACCGAAUGCAUGGGGAAGGGCUCACCAAGCUGACUCUGUCACACUGUGCCUAAGAACUCUGAACAGAAAGUGCCAAAUGGUGGUUUAAAAAGUGCCCCGAAUAAAAUUGAAUAGUCAUCAGAAUAGAACCCUAGAGAAUUUCUUAUAAAGAGUGUCUGCCAUUUAAAAGAAAGAUGUCUCCUUUCCCUCUGUUGCACUGCUCUCUUAAGGGUCUUAGCAGGACAGAUGCAUUGAAGCCACAUGAUUAAAACUUGAUUGAUAAAUGGAAUGUUGCAUUUGGAACCAUGCUGCUAACAAAUGGCUUGACAUAUUUUCAUGUUUGUAUUUUAAUAAUAAACUGCCUCCCAUUUUUAUGAGGACUGGAGCUGGAGUUUCUGCAGCUUUGCUCAAGAUAUAGUGCUCAUAAUGAGAGGCCUCUAGUCAACUUGGGCAGGAUUUCAUUUUUUCCUGUGUGGGAUUGGACUCUUCAAAAUGGAAACAUAAAAAGUUGUUAUGCAUAUAUCAUCUCUCCAUCUCUAUCCCCCUCUUUCCUUCUCUCCCUCUAUCUCUGUCUCUCCUUUUCCCCACUGCCAUGGAGUGUAAUAAUUUGCUAGGAAUCAUAGUGAAUUCGUUUUGCUUGCAUAUGUUGCAUCUGUAUUGGAUGUGUUCAAAGCUCUGGGUAACUUUGAUGUUUCAUGACAAACUGAGCAAAUCAUGAUGGAUCUUGUUACGAUUACUUUGAUAAGAAAUGCCUCUUAUUAAGUACUCACUAUCCAGAUGGUCUUUCUACAGCAGAGUGGUCCCUCUGUGGUGAGUGACAUAUAAUGCAGUGCAUCUUUUACAAUCACAGAGAAAGCCUAUGUCUUGGGUGGCGUGGCCACUUGUCAUGAGUGCUAUUAUGUCAAAUCACUCUGUUGCCAUAUCUGCAAGGGCAUUCCAGCCUGGGUUUAGUGCCUCUCACAAUCCCAAUUCAAGCACUGGGCUGGGAAUACUCUCAGAAUAUAGAAGCAAUGAGUCAACUUAAGAGCCUGGGGCAUAGAGAAAGAAGAAUGCUUAGAAGUUGUCAUGGACUCCAUUUACCUUAAACCGUUGUAACCAUGUUGCCCAUUCAGAGCCUGUGAGAACCAGCAAGAGUCGAGCAGAGUAGAAGCCUCCAGGUUGGCUAGGUCUCCAUAUGAAUAGUGCUCAGGUGAGGUCAACUUCACCAUCAUUGUGUCCACCAGCACUGCCCUAGACCCAUUUUCUCUCUUCAAGACAAUUCUAGACACUGAAUAUUUCCCCUUACCACUGAAAUCAGAUUUAUACAUCUACAAAUUAAGUAUUUCAAAAUGAAAAGCCAUUGUGCAGUGGCAAAAUCUGGUACUAAAUAACUCUUGGAAUUUGAGAUGUGCAGACUUGCCAUGAAAUUAGUGGGCGAUUCUCUUUUUCAUUAUUUCAGCCUUAGAAGUAAAAAUCACAUCACUUCCAUCCCUGGCUUUUCACUGGGCAGCAUUUUGUUCUUCCAAUUCAGCCCAAAGUCUGGCCAAGUCAAUGUUAAAUUUUAAUAAGAAUUUCUUUCUUCUUUCCAAAUGCCAGUCAAGCAUACUGUAUUUAUAAUACAUUUUGGUGGGGUAGCUUGUUCUUUUCCAGAAAUCUCAUUUAGAUUUCUUGCAAUGUUACAAAUACUGUUGAAAAGAAUUGCUAUAGUUCAAUAAUCGAUCAGCUCACUCCUCCCACCCCUUUGGGAAAAUAUGAUCAUGCCUAAAAUUAAACCAAAUACAAUCCGGAAAAACAUAGUCCUUGUGCUCGUGGUCUACCUGGUUCUGAAUGGGAGAUAUCUUAUUCCAAAUUUUUUAAAAAGUUAAUCAGAGAAGCCUACAUAGAUCCAGAUAUUAACUAAUGAAAGAAAAACCAUACAGGUUCAAAUAUGUUGCCAAUUGUGACAUCUUACAACUCUGAUUGAUGGUAAUCAUCCAAAUAGAUGGGGAGAAAUAGGAAUAGAUAUUUCAAAAUGGAAAACACUAGAACAGAUUGAUAUUUGAAAUAAUUAUAAAUUUCUAAAUUCAGUGGUAUAAUUUGAUGCCUAGCAAAACCAUGCUUGUUCCCUGUCACUCUAAAGAGAAUGUUACUACAGUUCUCAUGCUAGGCUCUGUCAGGAUCACUGUGAGAUUGAUAACUGACAAAAUGUUUAGUUGGCUCUUAAUAAGCACUUAGUUCAUUAGGUUACAGCUAAGUGAUAUUAAUGCCAAUAUUGUACAGGCCAGAUUUUGACUCUAGAGUUUUAAUCCCAAUGUGCCCAUUAAAUUUUACUGAAUACAAAUACAUAGACACUUUGAACCAGACAGGUUAAAAAAGCAAAGAACCAGAAUCUCUAAAACCAGUUAAGUGAUCUAUGGUGGAACAUUUAAAUUAGAUCUCAUCAUAAAACCAAGUGUUUGUUGGAUUUUUUUUAAAUCUCAUUUCACUCUUGGCUCAUCUUAAUCUAGAGUGGGAGAACUUUUCCAUCUCCCAACAUCAUUUCAUCUCUCACUUUCACAAGAACUCAAAAUAUUAAAGAAAUAAAUUUGUGCCUCAGAACUAGGAAAACUUAGAGACCAGGCUUAUAUCCUGUUUCUAGACAGGACUUCCUGAUCCAAAAAGAUCACUCUUCUCUUUUCUUUAAAAAUCUCUGAAGAAAAUCCUAAGCCCUCCCACAGUGAUUAACCACCAUUCUUAUAAUUUAUAAAUUUUAUAUACUGCCUACCUUCCUCCUAUUGCAAAAAUUAGAUGCAAUAUAUAGGUAAAGCAUUUAUCCUAGUUUUCAGCAUGUAGUAAGCACUCAAUAUAUGUCAGUUUUUAUGGUUAUUUUUAUUGUUAGCUAUACCCUUGACCGAGGCAACCCUGCUAGUGGUUCUCAAACCUGUGGGUCGUGGCAUUAGAAAGGUUGAGAACCACUGCUAGCUUAUAAUAUAAAAUCUCUUUUUGUUUUUAAAGACUGUUUCAAAGAUUAAACCUGUACAACUACUGCCAUGACCAAAAGAGUUGGUGAAUCCCAUAAGUGCUGAUAUGAAAGGCAGCUGUGCUCUUAACCAGAACUCCCUGUGUGGUCAAGAGCAGUGAACUGGAAAGGCAGGCCCUGUAGCUGGAUCAGUUCGGUCCCCCCUCAUGAUUCAGCUACAGCCACAAACCUCUGGCUUUUUCAUUGCCCUUGCUUUAUUGGUUCUAGGUUAAAUACAUCCUUUUGACAGAACCUUUCUUCGUUAUGAUAUUCACAGCAGAGUCCACUCUCAACAACUGGAAUAAAUUUCACCAUAAAACCCCCAAUACGUGAUAUCAAUACAAAUGACCAAUUCAGUUGUAGAGAUAAGAAAGACCUAUGGACAUUUAGCAACCUGCUUAACGCUAGUCCUUCAAGUUUUCAUGGUGGUUCUGAAUAUCAUGUGCAGACAUGAAGUUCCAAGGGAGACAGAGUUAAAAUGUUAUAUCAAGAAUGCCUCCCACACCCAGAAAGUCUUUUUCCUAUCUGAUAAUUAAACAUCUAUGGCUCCUCUUCUUUUGCUUCUGUGUCUUAAAUGUACUUAACCUUUGUAAAAGUACUUGUGUUUAGUAGUGUCAUGUGCUUAGAAGUGCUGACUGUGACCACUGUGCCAUCUAUCUAUGACUUUGGUAUCAGGCUACCAUGGGGCUACCAGCCAAAAUGUGUAAAGGGAGAGGCUGCCUCUGCCUCCUUGUGCCUGAGCCUCCAGUUAUCCAUGAAUGUGAAUGCCAGGACUAACCUAUUUGGUGGGGAAGCCAAGGAAUGGAAGAGCGUUUCUUCUGACUUUGGGCAAGGUACUAAUUAUUAAACACUCUUACACAGCAAAGAGAUGCUGACCCAAGGCCUAAGGAAUCAGGGACAGACUUGUAGAACCCUAGGACACUGAAAUUGGAAGAGCCUUUGAGCAUCUUUAGUCCUCAUUCUUGACAUUGCAAAUAAGAAAUGGAGGAUGGGAGAAGCUAAGUGAUUUUCCCAAUAUUGCAUAGAUAAUCAGAGAAGCAAUUAUACCUCCUCAUCUAAUAUUUCUUGGCCUUAUCAGCAUCCAAUGAAGAUAGGCUCAAAGUCAAAGUGAUUUUGGUCUGGGGUUCACAAGGCACAGAAAAUAAGUUACAAAAGCUGUAAAGGAGGAAAAGAUACCCCAAAUUAUUUAUUUCUUAGAUGCAAAACAAUAAAGGAGAUUCUUAGCUAUAAAAAGUUUACUGAUAAUAACAUAUAUUAUGCCUGAAAUGAGAGGAAACCUUGGUAAAUUAUGAUUCUGAUAAAUCACAAUUCAAUUAUUCAUGGGUCACAGUUGACAGCUGGAAUCAUCAAUAAUCUAUUCAUCUUAAUAAAAUCUUGUCUUAGUGAUAUGUAUGCAUAAUUUGAAAGUUGAAUACUGAGAAUGGUUAUGUACUUCUCCAUAUGUAUAUUUUCAGCUGAGACUCCUUGAGGUAAGAAAUACCUUUGUCAAUGCCUUCCACAUUCUGAGCAAUUUCAACAGCAGACUUUGUAUUACUACAUUUAGUUCAAUAUGCUAAGAUGUGCAAAUAAUAAUGAAUAAUUUGGGUUGGGUCUUCAUGUGCAAAAUGACAGACUGAGCAAUUUUCUGUAUAGUAAAAGAUCUCUAAAUCUUUUUUCCCCUAAUUGUGUGAAUGUGCCAGAUAAACAUAUCUGUUUGGACUCUACUUCUUCCUGAAUGUGCAGAACUGUUUUUAUUUCAAAGAGAGUUGGGGCUAUGAGUUUGUGGCUGGAAAACCCCGAUGGAGUAUCUGAGCCCCCAGGGGCCACCUGAUUGACCUGUCUUGAAUCUGUGGCCCAAUUAAUCAAGGCCACAGGUCAGUGGACACCUAGGACCAAAAUGACUAAAUAUGCCUCUUUCACACUCUGCUUAACCACAGCAAAUUUUCCAACAUUGUUAUUGUAUUAUGCAGUAUUUCUUAAAAUGUUUUUUAUUGUAAUGAAUUAUUGAAGAUAUAUGUGUUUGAAUAGAUGUUUUAAUCCAUAGUGAUGCUCAUUCUCUUGUUGAUUACAGUGGAAUCACAGUAAAGAGCCUGUCAUAGAAUAACUGACUGCAAUUUAAGACCACAAUGCGUUAUAGGGUUAGGACCUGGAUUAUGCUGCUGAUCUACCAGCAAACAAAGUUGUAUGACAUGAGAAGCUCUUUAAAUGUAUGGCUCUUGCUCCACACACUUUUGACUCUAUGUCCUGGGAUAAACCUAGCUUACAAAUCCCAGGUGAUUCUGGGGUGGCCAUCAUUUGGGAAUGAACGAUAUAUAGCAAAGUCAUAUAUAUCAUUAUCACCAAAGUAUAAUAGAUGAAAGCUUACCACUCUUUAUGCAAGUAGCAGAUCUGCUCCUUGAAGUUAUCAGGAUACAUGGCAACACAGACAUAGUCUUACUGACUCAAUCAUUCAACUGGUAAAUUUGUCAGAAUGGAUGCAAGACUAAAGAUAGAGUGGAGAGCCAUAGCUUUACUAUACUUUACCCCUAUUCCAGCUCUUUAUAUUUCAAACUAAGAAAUGGAUCUCAGGUAACUUAUCUCUACAAAUAGAUAGAGAAGCAAGGAAGUUAAAUUAAUCAUUUAGAUUCUACUUGGAUAUCAUUCCCAGAGCUUAAAAUGUCCCUAAAGGGGUCUGAUUUCUGAACCUCCAUGUAAUACCCCAAAUACAAAUGUUCCCAUGUUAAAAUGAAACCAAUUUUUUUAAAAAUCAAGGAGCUAAAAUUCUUAAGACCAACUGGGUAUAUGUGAGGAGGUCAGGUGGCACUGGGAUGCCCCAUCAUAAAGAAGUUUUGGCCUUCCAUCGCUGUGCACAUGCAGAGCCUUUAAUCGUCAGAGAUAGUAAAAGGCUCCUUUAAAUUCCUUUCUGUGAGACUGACAGUUUUAAGCUCUUUGAUGUGCUGCUAAAUGUUCAACAAUUGGCUCUAGAGAAUGAUGAAGUCCUGAUUUGUAGCACUUGCCAAUUUCUAUGGUAUAAAUACUCUCACCAUAGCCAAUUUCAAGCUACUAAGUUGAUGUCAACCAGCUAAAAUGUUUUAAAGAGCCCAUCAAUUUCUGAGAGAGUGAGUACCAAAUAGGAGAGAUCAGUGAUUUUGGAAGAAUUCCCAAGUACACUUUCUUCCCAGGGAAGCAUUUCUACUUUGAUUCUACUAAUUUUUAGUAUACUGUUGGGUCCCAAAGCUAAGGACCCUAAAGUGUUCAAAAUAUUCCCUAGCCAUGUGACUCUUAUGAACCUCUUAACAUACUCCUCAGUACCUUAGGAGAUUACUAGCCAUGGCUUGUCUCAUUUCUAAGAGUGAGUUUCCAGGUAAACAUUUGUUUUUAACUGCCAAUUGAAACAAUAUUUGGCUGAUCUUAUUUCAUAGCCUAUAGUCCAUCACCUAUUUCUCUACUUCUCUAAUUUUCCCUGGGCACUUGCUUUUCUUUUCUUUACUGAAAAAUGGUGCCCAUGUAUAUUCUUUUUUUUAUUAUUUUUUAAUUUUUUUAUUAAUUAAGGUAUUACAUGUGUUUUCAUCCUUCUGACACAACACAAAAUUUAUAGACAUCAAGAGGAAAUUAGUGUGUAAAGGAGCAGAGGGAGAAUAAGACAUCCCAUAUGUUUACUUGGCCACACCAUACCUACAGCGGUUCUGUAGUUCAAAUGUUUCUACCCCAUCAAGAGAUUUUCAGGAUGCCUCGUUCCUAGGGUUUGAGUAUGCACUCAGCUGAGCUUUACCAGUAUUUGCCCUCAGAAAAGUUCCAAAUGGAAAAGAAACACCACUAAAUAGAAUACCACGGGCAAACUUUCAGAGGAAGGUGUCGUGCAAUGCCUUGCAUUUAGCUAAGCUAGUGGAAGGCUGAAUCCUGAAAAUAAAAACUGCCAACAAACAUUUGGCCACUGCAGUUCUUUCGAUGUUGAGCAGUGAACAUUCCUUCUUAACACUGCUUGUAAGUGAAAGCCUUUCCUUACUUAGGAAUCAGACACCCUGGUGAGCAACAAAACAAGCUUUGUUUGCAAAUUAGAGGUUUUUCUGGUAGAAAUCAUUCUUAAAUGGGUUUAUUUAGAUCCUUUGGAAGGCAGUGCUAGAAAAAAAAAUGUUCUUGAUUCCUCAUACACAAUAAGUGGCCAUUGUUUUUUAUCCUGUGUGUAGUAAAUCAAAAUUAGAUCAUAGAGGACCAAAUCUACUUCCCUCGCUAUAGUAUAUAUCCUAUAGGUUUAGUAAGACAUUGCUAGACUAUAAAUGUUUGAAACUCAACUUGAACAUUUCCUAUAUUAUGUUUAAAAGGCCAGGGCACACCUCUGGUUCUUAUUCUCCUUAAGUCAUCUAAAUGCGUUUGUUUCUCUGCACUGGAUAAGUUACAUUUGGUUUUAAAGGAGUCAGGUACAUGUUCAGAUGUUAUUCUGUAUUUACAAAAAUUGCAUAUAUACAGCCUGGGAACAGAAUACACCUCCAUACUCUGGCUCUUUUCUGGACACCAAAGAUGUAAGUCCAUAAACAUAAGCAGAAGGGACUUGCUAGCAGGCCCCAUUCUAUAUAUUAUAAACAUGUUCACAGCAAAUCCAGUCUUGGGGGUCCAGCCACUCUCACAACAUUGUUAGGUAGGAAGGUGGGGAAGGAAAAUUGGUAGAUAAUGGGAGAAAGGUUUAGUCAAUGUGCAUAAAUGGCAUAAAGUCAUUGGCAUACUUGCAAAAAGGAAGGGGAAGUUUCUCCUCGAAAUCUGGAAUCUAGACCAUUUUUGCAAGACUUAAAAUAAUUGGUCUCCAUGUCAGAAAUGCUCUUUAACCACAUUUUAAGAUAUAGAUCUGAGCCCUUCCUAUUCGGAGAAGCAGCCUGAGAGCCAAGAGCCUGAGAGGGGUUUAUUGAUGGGUUUAGAUCCAAUCAUCAAGCACUGACCAAUUAGCACUGAAAUUAUCCCAGGACACAGAACAAAAAUACUGCACUUACACAGGACACAGCAGCACUUCACAGAUCUAGACAUUAUCUCAGGUCUGGAUUCUAAACCAACAUUAUCAAUGUGGAGGUGCGAAAACUGAGGUUCCAAAAGUAGGAAGUAUCUUACUUCCCAGCCAGUUAUCUGGAAUUGGAGUCUGGGCACUUCAAACACUAGCUGUGCUACACCACAACGUGCAGCCUCCAUUAUUUAGAUGGAAAGCUGACAAUCCACUGCGAAAGCAUAAAUCAGAAGUGAAGACAAAAGAAUGUUUGUGACAUAUUCUCUCACUUAACCUCCUUGGUUUCACCAUUUCAUCUUAGCAUCAUUUUAAAUAAUGUCAUAUCAAUGUAGAAAUAAGAACAAAGCUCUCUAUAAUGAUGAAACCAAAAGGUGCAAUAGCAGGAGAACAGUGAAUGUAAGUUAUUAAAGAAAUGUGCGAGAAGCAUGUGACAGGGAAAAAUAAAUGCUUCUUAUAUUGUUAGACCAUCAAGCCCUCCCUCCCACGUACUUGAUGCAUUUGUUUUGGAAAUUGCUAUUUUAUGCCGAGUGACUGGCACUAUAGACUUCACUUCCUCUCAGCCCCCUCAGAAGAAGCCUUGGCGCUUAGGAAUCAGACUCAUGUCUCUCGCAAACACGCUACCAGACUGACAGAGCCAUGGAGACCUGAAAGAAUGGACUGAGGAUCAUGUAAAUAUCUUCUGCCUUCUUGGUGAACAAGGACGCUCAUCUUUCUUUUGUAGAGGUAAUCGCGUGUGCAUUGUGACUGUAAUUUGUGAAGAAAUGCAAUGAUUUGCUUCGAUAGCUCUCUACGUGUACCUGUUACGUGUGAAUGUGCCUGCCUUGUUGCCUCAUGUGCCAAACACAGUACAGAAUGCGUUGUUUUUAAAUAAACUGGUUUAUUGUGCAUUGGA